Molecule: messenger RNA, 4537 nt
Organism: Lethenteron reissneri (Far Eastern brook lamprey)
Lineage: Eukaryota; Metazoa; Chordata; Hyperoartia; Petromyzontiformes; Petromyzontidae
Product: DENN domain-containing protein 1B-like
Biological process (GO): endocytosis; endocytic recycling
Cellular component (GO): intracellular membrane-bounded organelle; cytosol
Molecular function (GO): guanyl-nucleotide exchange factor activity; phosphatidylinositol phosphate binding
Source: RefSeq, a predicted model, not a curated record
UGUUGUGAUGACGUCACGCACCCCCCCCCCAUGCGCGGAGACGGCCACGUGACUGCGGGCGGGGACGUCACGCGCGAGGAGUCGCGGCGAGUGACGCGGCCGGCAGAGGAACAAGUUCAGAGGCGGCCGCCUCCACCAGCAACCUCGUCCACCAACCUCGUCCACCUCGUCCUGCUCCACCUCCUGCUCCACCACCACCAACCUCGUCCUCCACCACCUCCUGCUCCACCACCAGCGUCUCCACCACCACCACCACCUCGUCCGACUGCUGCUGUCCGUGUCGCCCGGGCGCUGAGCGCCUCCUCUUGGUCGCGGGCUCCCAGCGGCAGCAGCUGCGGCGGCGAUGGAGUCGGGGAGUCGAGGCCGCGCACCGGGGCCAGCGGCGGCGCGGGAGACGUGAGGGGAGACCCCGGCCAGAGACAUGGGCUCCAGACUCAGGGAGAACCCGGAGCGCAUUUUUGAAGUCUUCGUCGAGGUCUCCUGCCCGGUGUCGACAGGAGAUGGUGCCGAAGUGCUGUGGAAGUACCCGGAGGAUUAUUACAAGCAGGAUGUGCUCGGCACUAUCCCCAAGUUCUGCUUUCCUUUCGAUGUGACCAGGGUGAGCCUGCGGGACGUGGGCCAGAGCUUCACGUUCGUGCUCACGGACGUGAGCGGCACCCAGAGCUUCGGGAUAUGCCGCAUGUGCCCGGCGUCGCACACCUGCCUGGCUCUGCUCAGUUACCUGCCAUGGUUCGACGUUUUCCACCGUCUCCUAAACACCCUGGCUGAGCACAUCAACAAGGCAGAGGAGGGCUGUGUGCAGCAGCUGCUGCUCUCGCUGCACGAGCGCGAGGUCCCGGAGCCCGGCACGCCCCUGCAGCUCACCCAGCUCACUUACUUCAUCUCUCCGGAUCUCAGAGAGCUGCCAACGAUUCCAGAAAAUCGCAACCUGACGGAGUUCACGGUGGCCGUGGACGUGCCCAACACGCUGCAGCUGUACGCCAGCCUCCUCAACGAGCGGCGGAUCAUCGUCACCUCCUCCAAGAUCAGCACGCUGUCGUCAUGCGUCCACGCGCUGGCGUUGCUGCUCUACCCCAUGAGCUGGCAGCACGUGUACAUCCCCCUACUGCCUCCACACCUGCUCGAGUACUGCAGUGCUCCGAUGCCAUUUCUCAUCGGAGUCCAUUCCUCGCUCAUGGACCGUGUGCGGACGAUGCCGCUGGACGAUGCCAUCGUGUUCACCAUCGACACGAACACCAUCGAGACGCCGCUCAAUGACUUGCAGGGCCUGCCCAGCGACGUGGUGGCGGCGCUGCGCUCCCGCUUGAAGCGCCCGGCGAGCGUGGGAGACGGCGUGGCGCGCGCCUUCCUCAAGUCGCAGGCGGCGCUGUACGGGAGCUACCGCGAGGCGCUCCGCUUCCAGCCCGGGGAGCCGAUCACCUUCAGCGAGGACGCGUUCGUGUGCCACCGCUCGGCGAGCAUGCGGACGUUCCUCACCAACGCCACGCAAAUGCAGAUCUUCAAACAGUUCAUAGAGGAGCGUCUGGAGCGGUUGAAUGCGGGCUCGGGGUUUAACGACGUGUUUGAGGAGGAGAUCAACCGCAGUGAGACCGAAGGAGGAGCAACGAAGUCCUACAAUCAGUGGCUCACAACGGUGAAGAAAGGAGGCGGGGCCAUCUUCCAGACGGUGAAGUCCAAGGCCAAUCCCGCCGUGAAGUCUGUGUACAAGUUUGCGAGGGAGCAAGCGAAACUCGCGAAAGACCAGGCACGCAUGGGCAUCCAGGAGGUGAAGAGCCGCCUCAAGCAGAAGGAGGGAUCCUCCGUGGACGACUUCUCCCCGCAAGAAAGCCCCACGACGUUCAGCCGCCUGGGAGAGCCGUGGGCCUCGCCGGACCACGACCCCUCGCCCACCGGGGCCGCCGCCGCCGCCGCCGCCGGGGCGGCCCCGCUGGGCUCCAACGGGGACGUCGCUGACUGGAAGCGCACGUCGCUGCCCAGCCCGGACAUCCCUUAUUUUCUGGAGGAUUCCGGCUCUGACCCCGAGGAUUCCGCUCCUGGUUUUCCGGACACUCGGCUACUGGGCUGUCACCUCCGCUGGUGUGUCUGCAUGUCGCAGCCCUACCGCUCGCUGGACAAUCGUCAUCACAACCGUGCGGAGCGAUCCGAUUGGCCGGCGGAGGCCGUGCGGCAUCAGCUGGCGGCGAAGUCAUUGGACGACCUGCGAGGAGACCGACUCAUGAGCAGGCCGCCUGCUCCAGGCCUCUCGUUGGCCGACGUUGGCGCUUCCCUGCCGUCGCUGACUCCGCCCCUGCCCCGCUUCCCGACCAACCAGAGCGCUCCCCGGCUGCUGGCCCCACCCCCGGCCGCCCACCCCUCGAGAGCGGACGCGGGGGACUCCAACAACAACCACGGCGCCAAGCCGCGCCGGCGCGCCGAGAGGGCCGCGGCGCGUCGCCACCCCGGCGGCUUCGACGACCUCGUCAGCCUCGACGAGCCGGGAGACGGCGAAGGCGGCGGCGACGGGGGGAGCGCCGGGGGGGUCGAGGAGCCGGACCUCCUGGAUCUGCUCGACCCCCUGAAGCGGCGGACGCAGCUCCCCGGCGCCACCGCCGCCACCGUCGCCGGGGAGCCGAGCGUCCGCGACCUGCUGGAGGCGUCUCCCCCCGCCCCGCGGCGCUUCCACCCCUCGCCCGCCCUGAGCCUCUUCGAUGCUCCACAUCCCGCGAUGGUGUCGGCGAAUCGCUUCGCCCCGUUCCCGCCGGCCAAUCGGAUCGCUUCCUUGCCAGCAAAUCGGUUUGCGGUCGCGCCGCAGCAGCCGCCGCCCGCGCUGGCCAAUUGCCUUCAGGCCACGCCCGUUGCGUUCGCGACGUGCGGUCCGGCUGUCCCGCCAGCCAAUCGGACGUUCCCCUUCAACUAUCAAGUGGCCAAUCGGAUGCAAGCUCCGGUGCCGCUGCCCCCGCACGCGGCCAACAGGACGCUGCCUGUGCAGCCAGCCAAUCAGUUGCCUCCAUUCUUAGCCAAUCAGACGUCUCCGUUUAAUCAAACCUUCCCACCGGCCAAUCUCGUGGCAGCGGCGGCAAACCAUCACGUGACCGCGCCGGCCAACCAGAUGCCUGCGCGGGCGAGGAGGCCGAACCCGCCCACGUCUCUCCCGCUCCCGGAUCCCGGGUCACGUGACGGCGACGUCACGCAGCGCAGGCAGCAGUGGGAAACGUUCGAUUGAUGAUCGCGGGACGGACACGUGUCUGGAGAGAGAGAGGGGGGGUGUGGAGCGUGGGGCGCAAUCGCGGCCACGAUCGAACACUCGAAUUAUACCGCCAAGGUUCAACCGCUCGACAAGAGCGACCGAGACGCGCGAUCGCAGCGGAGAACUCGCCCGCCAAUGGCUCGGCGCAAACGAUUGGGAAAGUGGUGGCGCUCCUCCCGGAAAGCCACUUCCCCACACCCUCCCCCCGCGGCUUCUCCCCGCUCUGCCCGGAAGAAAGUAGAAGCGUAGGCGGUGAGCGUGUUGGGGACGAUGCUAGUAUACGUGAGUGCCUUCCAGUGUUAAUUUGUUUUGCCUGAAUUAUGGACUAAUGCCACUGCUAUUUUAUUAUUUUUAUUAUUGUACUUUUUAUUUUUGGGGGGAUGAACGCAAAAUCCAUGGCCUGAAAAGAGAAGUGGAGCUGCAAGAUAGGGUCGCUGUUCAGGUGAACAUCUCUUGUUAUCAAGGAAGGAUCACCAGAUUACAAAUUGAUAGCUAACUCUGGUCUUUGUUGACGAGGCGUUUGCAAUCGUAUUGCUUGAAACAAAUGGUGAAUGUGACAGGUUCCUUACGAGUUCAACACCAACCGGUUGUGUGGUGGAGGAUAAACCCACGACAACAUUUACAAUUCGAGUACUGUCACAUUUCGCCGGUGAUAACAACCAUCCUCACCAGGCGACAGACGUAAUUUUUUUUUUUUUCACGGCAAGCCUUACCAAUUGGCUGUGUUGGGUGGUGGCGAGUUUAAAUGACACAUAUUUACGCGAUCUAACCCAAAAAACAAUCGAUUAUGGAUAAUAUCGGCCACGAAAGCCUACUACGUGUUAAAUGAUGAUGAUGAUGACAUUUAUAUUUACGCGAUCUAACCACAAAAAAAAACGAUUAUUGAUAAUAUCGGCCAUGAAAGCCUACUAUGUGUUAAAUGAUGAUUAUGAUGAAGAAAGCUCACUUGCACUUCCAGAAAGCCCCCGUAGAGAAGUUCCGUGGCUUCAUCACGGUUACUCGCCGCUUCCCGUGUUGGCCCAUCGACCUUCCGGUCACCUCUCGUGAAUUACAAGCCGGGAGGAGACGCGGCGUUUGGGGGCAACGCCGAGAUGGAAAUAUCCCGGUUAGGCAUUUCACAGGGGGACAGCUCAUGAAGUACGAGCCGAUUCCCCUUUGCGAUUGGUUCGUUUACGCAGCUGAGAGCCCUCUCUCGAGUGACGAGGAGGUGUUGUGGGUCUGAAGGUGGACAACCGGAGGAAAGCGCUCGCUCUCCGAUUAACAUUAAUGCACAGUGUAAACAAGUCAACAAAUAAACCCAAUUGCUCUCUU